Messenger RNA from Meloidogyne enterolobii, 5500 nucleotides. Lineage: Eukaryota; Metazoa; Nematoda; Chromadorea; Rhabditida; Meloidogynidae. The record is from the annotation of a GenBank genome assembly.
GCGCCUAAAAAUGACAACUAAUCAAUCUGGGGACACGUCACCCGGCGGAAGCAAUUCCAUCUCAAACUCAUCUGUUAGAACGACGAGAACUAGUGAGGACGAAGAAGGACAAGUUGCUCCACAUAAUGCCUUUCAUUUGGGUUGCUGUUCUAGUCCGGAACCUCAGGAACAAGAUGAGGAGAGUGAUGGACAAUGUUGCGAUGAGGAAGAAGCUCUUUCUAGACUUGCUGUAGCUUCUGGAUUGUUUAGGCGUGAUCCAUCUGUCGGCGUCCAAACUGAAUACAACGAUGAAUUUCCUCCUCUAAGAUUCCUUCGCGCUUUAGGCGAAGAUCCUUCAGGAUUUAUUCAACAGCAACAGGCAUUUUACUUUACUGGCAGCUCAGAUGUUGUGCCUGCCUCAUUAUUACAUCUUCAACAACCUUCUCAACAAAAUAAUAAUAAUAAUCAUCCUCUUCCUUCUCAACUGCCAAUACCUACACUCUCUGCUGCAGCAAACCAGCAAACGACAAAUACUGCUUCAAAUACUGCGAUAAAUGCGGCAUCAGCUGCGUCUGUGACGAUGGACGCGAGUUCAAGUUGUUCAGAUGGAACGUUACAACUAGUAAUCCAAAAUUUUCGUCACAUGUCUGAUACUGUAAGAGGGCCGUGCAAAUAUAUACAGACAGUGCCUUGGCGCAUUAUGGUGAUGCCGCGACAACAUGUAGUGCAGAAGAAGGGAACUCAAAAGUGCCUUGGAUUUUUUCUUCAGUGUUGUCCUGAUGCAUAUUCUGAAUCAUGGUCUUGUCAAGCAUCGGCAGAGUUAAGGCUCAUAUCUCAAAAAGCUGGCAUUCCAAAUUUCAUCAGGAAAACAAAUCAUGUUUAUACCGCAAAGGAAAAUGAUUGGGGAUAUUCUUGUUUUAUGACUUGGGCGGAUAUUUUGGAUGAGUCUCAGGGCUAUAUAAAAGACGACAAAGUUACCUUAGAAGUUCAAGUCAAAGCUGAUCCUCCCAAAAAUAUUUUAACGCACUCAGAGUUUAAAAAGAAAAUUCAAGAUUAUAAGCGAUUAGCAGACUUACAAUGCCAACGUGGACUAAUAGACAAAGCAAUUGAUUGUAACACUCAAGCGUUAAAAUUUUGUAAAGAUAAAGACCCUCAAUGCAAAAUUGAAUUGGAAACACAAAAAGCACAUUUGAUAGAUAUGAAGUUGAAACAAUCAAUUCAACGAAUUGAAAAAGGUGGAGAUUUAUCAAAAAUUGACGAUGAUUCUACAACAAAUUUAAAUGCAUUAAGACAAGCUAUGGGUACAACAACACGUUGUAGUGGUGGUAAUGCAUCAUCAAAAGCAACAAAAAAUAAAUCAACAAAUACAAAAGAUGCAAAUACAAUAACAACAAAUAAUUCUACAAAUGUUGAUAAUGGAAUAAUUUUAGAUAAAAAACAACAGGAGAAACAACAACAACGUGGUGGAACACCUCCAUUUACUUCACCAAAUAAAGAAGAAAAAUUACAAACAACACCAAAUAAAAAAAUUGAUAAAACAUCAAAAUCUGUUGAACCGAAUAAUGAGGAGAACAAUAAAAAGAAUAUUUGUAAACAAGAUGGAAAACAAGGAGGAGGAGGAGGAGGAACUAAAAAACGUCUUUAUAAAUCGGCGUCAACAAAUGAAUUGGGAGCUGUUGGAGCAAUUUGUAAAGAAGAAUUUGACUUUAUCAAGGACCGUUAUCAAGAGGAAGAGGACCUUUUGCCUGAUCAAAUUAAACAUUUUCUUAAACAUCUUUCUGAAGGAGACAAGGACUCUAACCGUUUAAAAGAGCAAAUUGCCAAACUUGAAUUGAUCGCUUCACCUUUCGAGAAGCCAGAUCCUCUCUUGUUGGAAGGAAUUAUGAAACUUAGUCCGGAGGAGGCGGAUAAAGCGCUUGUUAAAGCUAUCACAUUUUACGCACUUGAACGUGAAAAUGAUCGUGAUCGUGGAUCUAUUAAUGACUCAAAUCAAUUGGAUCGUUUAGAAACUGUAAUUCGAAAUAAAUUUUGUGAAUCUUGUCUUCACGAGGGGCAUUUACAAAUUGGAAAACGUGAAACAUCUGAAUCUGGAUGUCAAACUGAAUUUGCUCGAAGAAUUCCUAGAGAAGCAAUUCCUGCUGAUGACGCAACACUUCGUAUUAUGCAACAACUUCAACAACAACAGCAACAUUUACUUGGACAACAUGCUACAAAUGAAGAAUAUAUAAAUGCUUUAAAAACUCAAGCAUUUGCUGCUGUUCAACAGCAACAACAACAACAACAAGCAGUUCAGCAGCAACAGAAUCAACAACAACAACCAGUUGUUAAUGUACCAACACGUAGAAAAAAGGCAGCGGCCAAAAAAGGACUGCAGCAACAACAAAAACAGCAGCAACAACAAAUGGCAGAAUUUCAACAAAAACAGCAAAAUUUGAUACAGCAACAACAACAACUUCAACAGCAAUUUAUUCAAGUUGCUAAUGCUCGUGCAGUUCAACAGCAACAAAUGGCUGAUUGUACAAAUCAAUCAACUGUUGGUCUUGUUGAUGCUAUGAAUUUGGAUUUGAAUAACCCUCAAAUGGGUAGUCUUUUUGCAAAUUCGAAGCCUUUGUUAAAUACUUCUGGGAUUGAUAUGAAUUUGGCUGCUUUGACAAAUUUGGAUUUGAGCAAGAUUCAAUUUUCUUCAUCUGACCCAGUUACCAUGUCUGAAACAAAUGCUGUAAAUGCUCAAGGGAAUAAUAAUACAGUCUUUUCCCGCCAGUACAUUGAAGAAUGGCUUCGUUACAAUACUCGUCAUUUGCUAAAAGCCAAUUUUGACGAUAAACAACAGCAGCCAUCUGUUGCUUCCUCAAUUUCUGCUAGUUCAAUGCCUGGAGGUUCUAAUUCUGAUGCGGCUAUGGCAUCGCUUGCAAAUCAAAUUUAUUCUGUUGAUCCGCAAGAUGUAACAGCAACACAAGCAGCAUUAUUCCAAUUACAUUGUCUUAAUGCAAAAAAUAUACAAAAUAAAGUUGAUGAAUUUGUUCAAACAUUGGAAUCACAUGCUAAUUUUCGUGAUUUACGCAAUUGUAUAGAUCGUCUGUUAACUUUAUGUGCUGAUGAUGAAAAUUUUACUAGUGCUGAUGAUACAGUUUCAGUUAUAAGUGUUAGUGAAUGUUCUGGAAGAGAUUUUGAUGCAAACAAAGAAGCAGCAAUAAUUCAAGAUUAUUCAGCAUUGCAGCAUCCUUUUAUUGAAGAAGACCCACAUGAUUAUAUUUUGUUGCGUGAACUUAAACAACAAGAAAUUAUGCUUUCAACACGUUUAAAUUCAAUUUUGUAUCAGUUACAUCAAGCUAGUAUUUCUGAUAUUGUUGAUCGAAUUGAAGCAAAAGUUAAAGUUUUGGAUGAAAAAUUAAAAAUUUCAAAGAAUGAGUGUGCAACAUUAAAAGCUAAUGACAAAAAAAUUAAUGAUCAAUUGGCUUUAGUUCAAAAAGAAUUUUCUGGGAUAAAUGGAAAAUAUGAGAAGUUAAUUCAGCAAUUGAAAGAUCGUAAAAAUGAAAUUAAAAAAUUGGAAAAGAAGGCUAAAUCUGAAGCUUUCAUGCAAGAACGCUUAGAUGAAUUACAAGAACGUUUUGACGCAACAAAAAAAGAAUUGUUAGCAACACAAAGACAAUUAGCUGAAGAACAGUCAAAAUAUAAAAGAGAUACACAAUCUUUAGCAGAUUCUAAAAAACAUUUAAAUGCUGAAUUAAAUUCAAAAUAUAGUGAAGUACAAAAAUUGAAUACAAAUUUGGAUGAAAAAACUACUGCAUUGAAAAAACUUGAAUCACAAUUGGCUAAUGAACGUAAAAGCAACACUCAAACUAUUUCAACUCUUACUGAGCGUGCUAAGCGUGCAGAAAUUAAUUUAUUGGAGCAUAAAUUGGAUGAUGGUCUUCGAAUAUUAGAGCGUGCAAAGGAUGAUUGUAGUGCUCAAAUUAAAGUAUUGGAAGUUGAUAAACAAAAACGUUCUUUACAAUCUGAAAUUGAUGUUAUUAAAUGGAAUAUUGGAGAAUGGGAAAGUAAACGUGAAGAGGUGGCCUCUCUAAUUUCUCAAGCAAAAACAGAAUUUGCUGCGCAUAUUCAAGCUGUUAAAUCAGGCAAACAGUUGAUGCAAUUGCCUAAAUUACAAGUACCUAAACCACCACCAUGUCCACGUAUUCAUCCAAUGCCUCAAGUAGUAGCAACACCUCAACAAAUAUCGUCUUCUGCUAUUCCAUCAACUCCAAAUUCUUCUGCUAUUCAACAUCAACAAUCACAACAAAAUCAAGUAGUUCCUCCAUCGCCGUUGUCGUUGGAUCGUAAAGUAAUUACUCCACCUGGAAAGACACGAACUGGAGGAGGAGAUAAUAAUAAUAUUAUUGUGACACCUCAACAACAAUCUGCUCAACAGCAUCAAUCACAUUCUACUCCUCUUUCUUCAACUUCAAGUAUUACAUCAAUGACAACUCCAGUUAAAGCUCCAGGUGCUUUGGGUACUGCUGUAGCUUUUCAAUCAUUAUCAAGUAGUAGAGGAAUUGGUUCAUCAUUACAACAACAAUCUUUGACACAACAACAACCUCCACCACAACCACCACAUUUACCUCCACCAAUAGCUCCAAUAGGUGUUAGACCAACAAAUUAUCAAAAUGGAAUUUCUGUUCCACCUCCACCAGUAGGACAACCACCGUCGGCUGCUGCUGUUGCACAUCAUAAAUUUGCUACAGCUGUUGCACAACAAAUUGGACAACAAUUACCACCUUCUCAACAACAAGCAUCUUCGCAACGACAUUCACCUAAAUUAGGAGCAAAUACAGCAACAACACAAUUUAUUUUACCUUCACAAUCUAAUGCAGCAACAAAUUUUCAACAGCAACAAAACUUUCAUGCUAUUAGUCAACCUCAUCAAACACUUUCUUCAUCUUCAUUACGUCAUCAACAACCACCACCACCUACACAACAACAAGGAGGAGGCAAUUUAAUAGUUCGUCCAUCACCAUCUUUUCAAUCAUGGAAUGGUGGUUGGAGUGAUCAACUGAAUCAUUUAAAUAAUAUUAGUGAUAUUUUUGGACAAGGACGUUCUUUUGGUCCUUUAGGAAGUGAUUUUGGUGGAAAUAAUAAUAGUAAUAAUACAAGUGGUGGAAGUAUUGGAGGGAGUGGAGGUACUGGAGGGAAUAGUGGAGUGAGUGGAGGAGGUGGAGGUGGGGGAGUUAUUGGUAGUAAUGUGGUAGGUGGAGGUGCUUUUCGUUCUGCAAGUGUUACAAAUCAACUUCAACAACAACAAGUUAGUGGUCCAGGAAUUAUUUCUUCUCCUUCAAAUAAUACAAAUAAUCCUCCUCCAGCAAUUGGAAGUAAUAAUAAUACUCCAGCAUCUCAACCUAUUGGUGCUGGAAGAAAUGUUCAAAAUAUUUCACCUUCACAAUCACAACAACUUCAACAACAACAACAGCGUAAUGGUUGGUCUGCAUUUACAGCUGAUACAUGGAAUCCGUCUGCUAUUUCUAGUAAAAAGAAAUUUUUUUAUUAA